Messenger RNA from Lottia gigantea (owl limpet), 2002 nucleotides. RefSeq lists its product as hypothetical. The record is from RefSeq and is a predicted model, not a curated record. Gene Ontology annotation, molecular function: Wnt-protein binding; Wnt receptor activity. The transcript has a single exon. The annotation marks the transcript as partial. NCBI's taxonomy places the organism in Eukaryota, Metazoa, Mollusca, Gastropoda, Lottiidae. Gene Ontology annotation, cellular component: plasma membrane. Gene Ontology annotation, biological process: non-canonical Wnt signaling pathway; canonical Wnt signaling pathway.
AUCGGCAAUAUAGACCUAUACCGACUCAAGUACAGUGAAGCUAUAGGAAUCGAACUUCGACUUUAUAUCUUACAUUAAAGAGUGAUUAAUGCAUACGACCUCGACUUAGCCGAGAUUUAGACUUAUUUUACGAAUUAAGGAUUUUAAAGUUCAGCAAUAAUCUGAAAGGGUUAACAAUUUAAAAGCCUAGUGAAUUGAACGUACGAACUUAUAAAAAAAGUUUUUCAAGUGAAAUUGGAUAUUACCAUACAUUCAUAUCGGAGAUAAAAAACUUAGAAAAACAAGCCAGUAUUUUGUAGAUAAAUACCAUGUAUUAGACGAAGUGUACGCGACUUUUGUUUGCCAUCAAUAGUCAUCUUUGUGGGCCAACGACUAAAAAAACAAAAUGGGUGCCAGGGGCGUCGUGUCCCUCCCUCCACUAUUUUCAUUCUUUGUCCUCUUGUUUUUUCUUCAACCUUGUUACAUGAAAAGCGAAGAGCCAAGAAAAUGUUUGGAAAUUUCUAUACCGAUGUGUAAAGGCAUAGGAUACAAUUACACGUAUAUGCCGAACCAGUUUAACCACGAGACGCAAGAGGAGGCCGGAUUGGAAGUGCAUCAGUUCUGGCCGUUGGUAGAGAUCCAGUGUUCUCCAGAUUUACUUUUCUUCUUGUGCAGUAUAUAUGCUCCAAUUUGUAUGACCAAUUACAAAAAGCAUCUACCAGCUUGUCGUUCCGUCUGCGAGAGAGCUAAAUCUGGUUGUGCGCCGUUGAUGCGACAGUACGGUUUCGCUUGGCCGGAACGUAUGAAUUGCGAAAGUUUACCAGAAUACGGAGACAAAGAUCAUCUUUGUAUGGACAUGAACACAACUGAUCCUCAAACACCUGCACCACCGACAGGAGGGUUCACUGGUAAACCACUCCCUAAACGACCCAUUACCCAGAAACCAGGCGGUGGAAUAAAUCCAAUCGACAUUGUUCCCCUGACUACCAAACUUCCAGGCAAACAGUGCUCGUGUAAGUGUGAGUCUCCACUCGUGACCGUAAAGGAAGGUAAUCCAAAUUAUUAUAACCGGAUCAAGACUGGUGGAAUCGCAAACUGUGCUGUCAAUUGUUACAGUCCGUAUUUUGGGAAGAAUGAAAAGACGUUUGCGACAUUUUGGAUCGGAUUAUGGUCAAUUCUUUGCUGCAUUUCCACCGCCAUGACAGUAAGUACGUUCUUUGUGGACAUGCAACGCUUCAAAUAUCCAGAACGACCUAUUAUUUUUCUCAGUGCUUGCUACUUCAUGGUUAGUGUCGGAUACAUCAUCCGACUGAUAGUCGGUCACGAAAAAGUCGCAUGUGACGGAGAUAUGAUCCGAUAUGAAACGACCGGACCGGCUUUGUGCACAGUUGUAUUCUUGCUAGUGUAUUUCUUUGGAAUGGCAAGCUCUAUUUGGUGGGUUAUUCUUUCUUUCACGUGGUUCCUUGCCGCUGGAUUAAAAUGGGGCCAGGAGGCUAUCGCCAGCUAUUCCCAAUAUUUCCAUUUAGCUGCUUGGUUGAUCCCUUCCGUCAAAAGUAUCGCAGUGUUAGCCAUGUCGUCCGUUGACGGAGAUCCCAUCGCCGGAAUAUGUUACGUCGGCAACCAAAACAUCGAAAACAUGCGUGGAUUUGUGCUGGCUCCUUUGUUCGUUUACCUCAUUAUUGGAACCUCCUUUCUUCUCGCCGGAUUUGUGUCACUUUUCCGUAUUCGUAACGUAAUAAAACAACAAGGACGUGGUAAAACGGACAAAUUAGAACGACUAAUGAUCCGAAUUGGAGUGUUCUCCGUCCUAUAUACAGUGCCAGCGACCAUUGUCAUUGCAUGUCAUUUCUACGAACAGUAUCUUAAAGACAAAUGGGAAACGAGUCAUAACUGCUUAUCCUGCCAAGCACCGCAAUGGCGGCCGGACUAUUCAGUGUUUAUGUUAAAAUACUUUAUGUGCCUCGUUGUGGGUAUCACUUCCGGAUUUUGGAUCUGGACGGGCAAAACCGUGGAAUCUUGGCGA